Messenger RNA from Tarenaya hassleriana, 1514 nucleotides. RefSeq names its product squalene synthase 1-like. The coding region runs from base 1 to 1242 and encodes 413 amino acids. The record is from RefSeq and is a predicted model, not a curated record. Gene Ontology annotation, molecular function: squalene synthase [NAD(P)H] activity. Gene Ontology annotation, biological process: lipid biosynthetic process; farnesyl diphosphate metabolic process. NCBI's taxonomy places the organism in Eukaryota, Viridiplantae, Streptophyta, Magnoliopsida, Brassicales, Cleomaceae. The transcript is spliced from 14 exons. Gene Ontology annotation, cellular component: endoplasmic reticulum membrane.
AUGAGGAACUUGGGGGCGAUCCUGAGGCACCCAGAUGAAUUUUACCCGCUUCUGAAGUUGAAAAUGGCGGCGAAAAAGGCGGAGAAGCAGAUCCCACCAGAGCCCCAUUGGGGUUUCUGCUACUCCAUGCUCCACAAGGUUUCGAGAAGCUUCGCUCUCGUCAUCCAGCAACUGGGUACCGAGCUCCGAAACGCCGUAUGUGUGUUCUACCUUGUUCUCCGUGCCCUCGAUACCGUUGAGGAUGAUACGAGCAUACCGACUGAUGUCAAGGUUCCCAUACUGAUAGCUUUCCACCGUCACAUAUACGAUCGUGACUGGCACUUUUCAUGUGGCACAAAGGACUACAAGGUUCUAAUGGAUCAAUUCCACCAUCUUUCAGCAGCCUUUUUAGAACUUGAAAAAGGGUAUCAAAAUGCUAUUGAGGAUAUUACUCGAAGAAUGGGUGCAGGAAUGGCCAAGUUCAUUUGUAAGGAGGUAGAAACAAUUGAUGAUUACGAUGAAUACUGCCACUACGUUGCUGGACUGGUCGGUUUAGGUUUGUCAAAGCUUUUCCUUGCCUCGGAUUUGGAAGUUCUGACUCCAGAUUGGGAGCAACUAUCCAAUUCAAUGGGUUUAUUUCUACAGAAAACAAAUAUUAUUAGAGAUUAUCUCGAGGACAUUAACGAGAUACCAAAAUCACGGAUGUUUUGGCCUCGCCAGAUAUGGAGCAAAUAUGUUGACAAGCUUGAGGACUUGAAAUAUGAGGAAAACUCGAACAAAGCAGUGCAAUGUUUGAAUGAUAUGGUCACUAAUGCAUUGACACACAUUGAAGAUUGCUUGAAGUAUAUGGCUUCGUUGCGAGAUCCUGCCAUAUUUCGAUUCUGUGCCAUCCCUCAGAUCAUGGCGAUCGGGACACUUGCAUUAUGCUAUGACAACAUAGAAGUUUUUAGAGGCGUAGUGAAGAUGAGGCGUGGUCUGACGGCUAAAGUCAUGGAUCGGACGAACACAAUGACUGAUGUCUAUGGUGCGUUCUACGAUUUUUCUCCCAUGCUGAAAACAAAGGUUGACAAGAACGAUCCGAAUGCCUCAAAGACCCUAAGCCGGAUUGAAGCUGUCCAGAAAAUCUGUAUAGACUCUGGAGCUCACAAGAGAAAAUCUUUCAUCACCGAUGAAUCACGAUUCAACCCUCUCACUAUCGUAAUGCUCAUCGUUAUACUGGCCAUUGUCUUGGCAUAUCUCAAUCCAAACCAACAGAAGGAGUAACCGAUAACUUUUUCAGUUUUCAUGGGAAUUGAAUCUAUUCGAAGAUCAUGGAUGGAUGACCGGAGGCAACUAAGUAUGCUUGCCUGAAUCCGAAGAUACCAUGAACCAAGUUGUUUUUUUGUGUUCCUCAUGUUUUUUUUUCAGAGUUUUGUGAGGGUAAAAGUUCAGAUUAAGGUACUUAUUUUCUUCCCCUUUUUGUUAUGUACUUUGAAGUGAUACAAUCUUUAACAAGCUCGUGAUUUUCUAUUGGUAUUGUCCAUUCAACGCAAAUA